AUGCCCGAGAUGGAUGUAGAGGAGGUGGAUGGUUUCGACGACGUCUCCGACGAUGAAGGGCUCGCUUGGGCGGCUGGAACCCAAGAAACGACAUCCUGGAUCCGAGCAGAGGUGACGAUACCCGAAGGUUGCGAGGAAGGCGACGUGUUUGAGGUUUUGCUGGACGACAUUCCGUUCGAGGUCACCGUGCCGAAAGGCAAGAAGCCGAAUGACCUGCUUCAGCUCGAGGUGCCUGCAGACGAGUUGAAGAAGUCCCCAGACCCACCCGAACCAUCAGAGCCGCCCGAGCUUUCAGACCCACAAGAGUCUGAAGAGGGUGGGCAAGGCGGGCUUCAAGAUGAGAAGGAGCAUCGGCACGUGAGCUUCACGGAUGAAGAACCUGCGGUCGUUCUUUUUCGGCCAGAAGUUGGCGGCUUGCAAGGCCCCGAACAAACAUCGAGAGAGGAGCAAGGACAGCAAGGGGAUUGUGACAGGGUGGAGCUGACGGUCCCAUCCCAGUGCCGGCCUGGGGAUGUCUUGACCGUACGCACCGGCCAUUCGCAGAUGGAGCUCACAGUGCCCGAGGGCUGCAGGCCGGGUGACGUCUUGGAGGUGAAUCUGCCGGAAGGGACAGGAGGGAGCCUGGCGGAGGGGAGCCUGGCGGAAGAGAGUCCCGAGCAGAGUGUGGAGGAGGACGAGGAGGAGCCCCCGCCAACCGAAGCGCCCAUCGUCCUCGCACUGCUCGAUGGCAAGGCUGAGGAAGAGCCCAUCGUCCUCCAGCCAGAGAACGCCGAAGCCAAACAGGCCGAGCAGGCUGAAGCUGAAGAAGCUGAAAACGUGGCAGGCGAGGGUUUGGGGACUUCUGAGGAACCAGAAGCCGAGCUUUCCCAUGCACCAACCGAGCUGCAAAGCGAGCCUGAACUGGAAGGGCGCCCAGAACCUCUGCAGCCUGAGCCAGAGCUCAUGGAAGCGACACCUGAAUCGUGUCAGGAGGGGCCGGAUCCAGAAACAGAAACCUUGUCUGCAAAAGUGACGGAGCUUGAGGCUCGCAACGCAGAGCUGCAGGAAACCAUAUUCAAACUGGAGCGCGAGAAGAAGUUCCUGUCGAGCUCGCUUACAGCGUCGUUGACUACAUCUUACGCAAAAAGCCAGGUCUACCUGGGCAAGCACGCGAAGGAAGAAGCCAAUAGGCGCAGGCAACCAGCCAGUGAACAGAAGCAGGCCCAUGUCCAGACGGAGCCAGCCGGUCAAGCUUGGGGAGGCAUGCAGGCCAUGGGAGACCUCGGUUUGGCACCGAGCGCGCCGGCAUUGCCAGAGCUGCCGCAGACUUUGCCGAACGCGCGAGCACCACAUCUGGAGGACUGGGAGAAAGAUGAUGCUAGCAUCGCAACGUUAAAGAUGGCAGUGUUGACCCUCAAGCAGCAGAAGGAGGACUUGCGCCAGAAGCUUGCUGCAACGCAAAGAGAAAAGAUUAGGCUGGAACUUCAGGAACGAAAUUCUGUUCAGCUUGAAGCCUAUGCGCAUGCCUUGCUAUCCCUGAAGACGGAGAAUGCAGAGCUCAGGGAGAUAGCUUUGCAGGUGCUGAGGGGGAAGGAUGCGAGUCCGAACGAACAGAAGGUGCAGGUGCCGAGAGUCGCCGUCAAGGCCCGCAACAAGAUUUCCCAGAGCAGGCCAAAGUCUGCGGAAGCUGCCAGUAAGUGGCUGAAUGCCCCAUCGCCCUCUACCAAGCCAAGGCGGCACAAGGUCCUGCCCGUAGCCAUGGACGUUGAGGAUCUUGAGAACGAGGAUUUCGAUGGCGCCAGGAAAGUCGCGCCCGUCGCCCUGCCAGUUGGGCAUGCUGGAGGCUUGCAGGGCGCACCCAGGCGACUUCGCAGCCAGAGCGAUGGUUGUGUGAGACUCUCCAAGCCUGCCUCGGCCCGGCCGGCCUGCAAUCUGAGACUACCAGGCGCAAGGCCCGCCGCUUUGAGGGGAGAAGCUGGCCUUGAGGUCUUGGCAUCGCCGGGGGGCGCAUCCAAAGUGCCUGAGGCUCUUCCAGAGCCUGAUUUCGCAGCAGCGAGCCCGGUGCUGGGAGACUCGGCCUCCACCACAUCCGUGCUGGCCUGGUCAUCUUGGCGCCAGCGGGAUAAGAGCUGGGCACCCAACGGCCAGUCGAAGAACUCUCCUGACACCUCGACUGCCACCACAGAGGGCCGCCUAGCAACUGCAGCAAUCUAUGCGGGAGCUGCGAUGAAUGCCAACACACUGGGCUGGGGCGCGACUGCGCGAGCGGCGGAAGCCGCGGCGCGGCAGAAGUACACCUCGGAAUCGAAGAAGUUCUCUGGCGAUCCGGAUCUCUCAUCGCUUGAUGUGGCCCUGAUCGCUCCUUUGGCCGAUGACAUCACGCCUGCCCAGGUGAACGAGCGCUCGGCGAGUGGAGCUCUCGUCCUGGAGCCGGGACAGGCUCCGCAACUGCAGUGCGUGGAUCCGUCCAUCUGUGCUUCUCCCACAAAUGCCACUUACCUGGCCGCCGACGACGGCCAACUGCGCAGCUUCUUCAUCGGUGGUUCCUAUUUGGACGGAAAGGACCUUGCAGCGUGUUGUCCUCAGUUCAGUCUGGUAGACGACGGCACUGGCUACCGCGGGGAUGGCCUCCCCAUCUUCCGCCAUAGCUUCACCGGCGCAUUGCUGCUGGGGCACGCAGUUUUCCUUUGUCCAUCUACUGGUUCAGAGGAUCUCCAGCUGCUGUUCCGGCGUGGUCCGCUAUCCACGGUUCGCCGAUUUGGUCAAGGUCUCUUGGGCUGUGCAGAGCUUCUCUACGAGUUCAUCUCUGGAUCGGAUGAUGGCAUGAGUCCGAGGGAUGCAGGUUUCCAUGGCGGCUUCCUUGCCAUGCGACACGGACCGCGGAGCACUGCGAGCAUUGGUGAGACGGGAGGAAGCGAGUCUGACAGCAAGUGCUAUGUGCCUAUUGUCGUCGAUGUGCGGAGCUGCAGCGCAUGCACUCGAGAAAGUCUAGCAGGAAGAGACUUCGAUGGCGACGUUCUGGACGCCGAUUUCGUUUCGCUGACAGACGUGGAGGAAGCUGCAGGCUUCGUCUUCCAAGCAAUCGAGUGCCGGCUGGAAAGGGAGCUUCACAACAGCGACGGCGAGGGACGAGCAGUACGAAGUUUGGCGCACUUCCUGUCGUCCAUCGGUAGAACGGAGGAAGCUGCAAAACUGUGGCAACAGGCCAUCCAUAGCGACGAGGAGGGCAAGGACAGCAAGGACACCCUGCAGAUUGCACACGCCGCAUCGGCGCUGGCUUCCUGCCUCGACGACUUGGGCCGUGCGGAGGAGGCCGAGCCUCUCCACAGCAGGGCCCUGGCCUCCUUUGAGAGGGCCCUGGGCCGCUCCUGUCCAGAUGCAGCGUCUGCCCGGCUGGCGCUGAUGACCUCCCGCUACGUGCAAGGGCUGGCGAAGAAGCACGGCAUUCUGCCUUCAGCCGGAGAUGCUCUUCUUCGCAUGGAGGGCGCUUCAGCGCAUGCGCUUGCUACGAUCUUCAGCAAGGCCGUGAGUGCGGAGAAGGAGGAGGACUCGCAUGGCAGCGAGCUCUUUCACCGACAGGCCUUGGGCGUGUUGCGAAGAGCGCUAGGGCGUCAUCAUCCGGACACCUUGCACUGCUUGAACAACCUCGCUUUGUGCCUUGGGGACCAGGGCAAGCUAAAAGAGGCGGAGCAGCUGUUGCGCCGGACCCUGGCGGGCAUGGAGGUGGCGCUCCCACCCUCGCACCCUAGACCCAUCCAGGCGCUGAGCAACUUGGCCGGUUGCCUGGCGGAGCAGGGCAAUCUGGCCGAGGCGGAGCAGCAUCACCGGAAAGCUUUCCAAGCCUGCAAGCGCAAGCUAGGUUGGAAGCAUCCUGAAACUGCCGCUGCUGCGCAAAGCCUUGUGCAGUUUCUGAUGCUGCACGGUCACGCCACGGAGGCGGCCCUUCUUGAGUUGCAGGCGCAGCAGUUCGGGACGAGGCUGAUGGCGGCGACAAGGUGA
This is a messenger RNA of Symbiodinium sp. CCMP2592, 3978 nucleotides long. NCBI's taxonomy places the organism in Eukaryota, Dinophyceae, Suessiales, Symbiodiniaceae. The record is from the annotation of a GenBank genome assembly.